Molecule: messenger RNA, 1797 nt
Organism: Polistes dominula (European paper wasp)
Lineage: Eukaryota; Metazoa; Arthropoda; Insecta; Hymenoptera; Vespidae
Biological process (GO): regulation of transcription by RNA polymerase II
Molecular function (GO): RNA polymerase II cis-regulatory region sequence-specific DNA binding; DNA-binding transcription factor activity, RNA polymerase II-specific
Source: RefSeq, a predicted model, not a curated record
UCAUCAUUAUUAGAUAUCAUUUACAUUGUAGUAAUAAUCUUUUUUUUUUCUUUUUUUUUUUGGAAGUAACUUGGUAGCUUAACAACGUAGCUAUUUUCAACUUGUUCUAUAGAAAGAAUAGAAAAUGUCGAACAGAGGAAUCGAUUCGAUUAAUAAGAAACAAUAAGAGUCGAAUAUAUCGAGAUCGUUGGCGAGAAACGUUCCUUCGUCUAAAAGUCAAUAAAUUCUCUCCUCUCUCUCUUUCUCAUUCUCUUUACAACCGCGGCAAGGGAACUUUUGUCCGAUAAAUCAACGUCGAUUUCAUCCCUACGCGAGCAUCAAUUACAAGACCUUCUCGAGACAUUAAUUUAUUGUUGGAAAGUAACGUAAUCUACGAACUCGUUGAUAUUAUUCGUCGUCGUUUAAAAGAAAAAAAAAAAGAAAAAGAAAAAAAAGAAGAGAAGUGGACAGAUUUCCCGAAAUCAAGUGCAAUCUUUUUGAUGGAACAACACUAAGUCUAAGAUUCAUCCCCAACUUCAAAAAAAAAAAAAAAAAUCAGAAAAAGGGAAAAAUCAAGAAUUUCAAAUUGAAAUAAAAUAAAAAAAGAGACAGUUUAUAGCAGCUUUUGGCAGCAAUACGACUAAGAUGGCAGACGAGUUAUUACUUUCUGCAUUGGGAUUAACGACGGAUACAAAUUUCGAUAAAACAUUACCGUCACCCUGUAUACCAAAUCUACCUUCCGAAUACGAAUCCUCGUGCAGAACACCUUCGAGUGAUGAUUCAGAGAUCAUCGAUAAUCAUGCAACGAUACCUUUGACAACACCUGUGGAAUGUUACACCGAAUUAACGUGUUCACCGAAAGAUUCGUGGAACGAUUGGAUGACCAAUGCAUCUACAUCUUCCUCGGGUUGCUUGAGCGAAUUGAGCGAAUUAGAUUCAGAAUUGGAAUGGUGCUUAGACAAAACAUGGAACUCAGGUCUCCCAGAAAGAACGCCACUUUGUACAGCAGGAUGUGAAGGAUUUUUACAUUUGCCUUUGCCAAAUCCUCAACAAGUAUUCAAUCAUGACGAGCCCUUACUUGUACUUGGUAUCGAUUUAAGGGCAUUAGAAAAUUCAUUAGGACAGGAAGAAAUAAAAAUCAAAUCACUGCAUUUUAUAGUUACAGAUUACAAUAAUAAUCAAUUAGAAGAGAAUCUACUAAUUUCAUCAGCAGCUAAUGCAGCAUUGGCAACUCACGAUUAUACUAAUCGUAAUUUGACUAAUGCAGUCGAAGACAGAUGUUUUCCAUGUACCUAUCAAGGUUGUCUAAAGGUCUACGCGAAAGCAUCUCAUUUAAAAGCUCAUCUAAGACGCCAUACCGGAGAAAAACCGUUCGCUUGUACAUGGUCGGGUUGCGGAUGGCGUUUCAGCCGAUCAGACGAAUUGGCAAGGCAUAGAAGAUCACAUUCAGGAGUUAAACCCUAUCCUUGCGAAAUGUGCUCGAAAAGAUUCGCACGUAGCGAUCAUUUGGCUAAACAUCGUAAGGUGCAUAGAAAAAAUACUUAUCCGUUGUUUCAAAAUGGACGUGGUGGAUUUCGUAGUGGAAAAACUAACGUAUUACAGGAGAUUUAGUGUGAAUUUUUCAUUAUGUCAAAGAUUCAUUCAUUUUUGUUUAAAGUUAAAACAACAGAAAUAGAAUUCGUGAAGAUUUAAAGAGUAUAAGUUAUAAUACCUCAUGCAAAAUACUCUAGUGUGUAUAUUAUUAUUGUGUUUCAUAUAUAAAUAUAUAUAUGAAAUGAAAGCGUUAAAAAAAAUAAAAUAUACACACUUUCAAGAUAA